GCAAAGGGGAACAGGGCUCUCCAGCCUAACUGGAGUCCCUCCCUCCAGCCCUCCCCUCCUGCCCCUCACAUCCCCGUUCCCUCUGUCACUCUGGCUGGGUUUGUUCUGCGCUCGCUCGCUCUGCUCUGUGGUGUCUUCAAAGGCUGAGGAUGCUCUUGGCAGGCCCGGCCUCCGGUGCCCCCAGCCCCUUGUUGGCCUCCCUGACUUUGCCCGCCCGGCCUCUGCAACCCCCGCUGGACCUGAAGCAUUUGCUCGCCUUCCACCUCAAUGGCACCACCCCGCUCAGUCUCUUCCCCAACUUCAGCACGAUGGACCCAGUCCAGAAAGCUGUCAUCAGCCACACAUUUGGGGUCCCCUCCCCUCUGAAGAAGAAGCUGUUCAUCUCCUGUAACAUCUGUCAUCUGCGGUUCAACUCAGCGAACCAGGCUGAGGCUCAUUACAAGGGCCACAGACACGCCAGAAAACUCAAGGCUGUGGAAGCUGCCAAGAGCAAGCAGAGGCCUCGAAACCCAACCACAAACGGGACAGUGGUGUCUUCAGCCUCACCUCCAGUCAGUGGAAGCCCUGGAACCCCUCAGAGCAAAGGUCCCGCAUCCCCUCCUCUUGGCCCUUCACUUCAGCUCCCACCAACCCCGGACCCAUCAGCCGGAGACCCCGUCCACUCAGAACUUUCUGAUGCUGCUGCUUCGUCUUCCUCCUCUUCCUGUCCACCCUGCUCCCCGGAUCCCAGCAGGGAAGCACCAGGGCCUGAGCCAGCAGAAGGGGCCGUGGGAAGUGGAGUGAAUGGGGAGGGCAAGGGCGAGAAGGGACGCCUCUACUGCCCUACCUGUAAAGUGACAGUGAACUCCGCCUCUCAGCUUCAGGCUCACAACACAGGAGCUAAGCACAGAUGGAUGGUGGAAGGUCAUCAAGGGGCUCCCCGAAGGGGCCGGGGCCGUCCUGUGUCCCGAGGAGGGACUGGACACAAGACCAAGAGAGUGAUAGGAAACCGUGGGGGCCGGCAGGGACCCAGCCCUCCUUUCCAUUGUGCCCUCUGUCAGCUCCAUGUCAAUUCAGAGACCCAGCUCAAGCAGCACAUGAGCAGCCGGAGGCACAAAGACCGGCUGGCUGGGAAGCCCCCCAAGUCCUCCAGCCAGCAUAGCAAGCUGCAGAAGCACACAGCACUGGCUGUGAGUGUUCUCAAGUCUAAAUUGGCCUUGCAGAAGCAACUCACCAAGACGCUGGCAGCCCGCUUCCUGCCUGGUCCACUGCCCACCACAGCUGCUGCCAUCUGUGCCCUGCCAGGGCCCCUGACCCUCCGGCCUGCUGCAACAGCAGCUGCUACCCUCUUCCCAGCUCCUGUCCUGGGCCCAGCUCUGUUUCGUUCUCCAGCAGGAGCUGUCCGCCCUGCUGCAGGACCCAUCCUUUUUGCUCCCUAUUAGCGGACUCAGAAUGGCCACAUCCUAUCUCUUCCAGCCAGACACUUGUCUCCACAUCCCACAGAGACUGCCUUUUGCAGUUUCCGGGUUCCCACCCAACCUGGGUAGCUGCUCUUCACUCAGACUGGGGUUCUCCAGUCCCCUGGCUCUGAGGACCACCACUACCCUCCUUUCCUGGGCCAGCCCUAGGCUGCCCUGCAUCUAUGAUUUAACAAAUCCCAAAGAUCUAUGCAAAAAUCACAGCCCCAGUCUCAUGGUGCUCUCAUACCCAGACCCCAACUAGAGAUGUACACAGAUCUGACAGCAUUUUAGCUCCCAAGGGCCAGCCUCUCCUGCCAUGUUCUAGAGCGGUCUGGACAAUCACUAGAGACAGGGAUCUCAAACUGAAGUGGGCUGGAACCUAUCAGGCAUAUUUACCAUGGGAUAGCCAGGUAUGGUGGUGCAUUCCUGCAAUCCUAGGACCUGGAUUACGAGUUCAAAGUCAGUUUGAGCCAUAUAGCUAGACACUGUCUCAAACACCAAAACAACCACAAGUUGACUACAGGCCAUAGAGAUGAGAGGCCCCAAAGUUCUUCAAAAAUGUACUGUGCAAGUGAGGCAGAGUUGAGACGACGCGCCAUCUGCUCUGUGGGGGUGGGGCUUGAAGGUCAGAGUGGUGUUCAGGCUGGG
Mus caroli (Ryukyu mouse) is the source of this 2087-nucleotide messenger RNA. Lineage: Eukaryota; Metazoa; Chordata; Mammalia; Rodentia; Muridae. The record is from RefSeq and is a predicted model, not a curated record.